GGAAUGCUAUGUGCCCCCUCCGGGAGCCCACGCUCCAGCGCUGCUCCACCUUGCCUGCUCCCCACCUACUUUUCCAUGACCCUGGGCUGCGGCCGCUGUCCCUGUGUCCUCCGCAAUGUUUCCUAGCCCUGUGACAACGACGCCCUUCUCGGUGAAGGAUAUUCUGAACCUGGAGCAGCAGCAGCAGGGCGGCCUGGGCUCCAUGGAGCUGGCCUCGCUGGCCUCCCCGUCCUGCAUGCUGGCCAGCUUCAAGCAGGAGGCGUUCAGCGCCGAGCCCCCGGCCCUGCCCGACCUGCGGGACGAGCUGCCCGAGCCGCCCCCCGGCAAAGCCGCGCCCGCCUUCCCCGGCUCCUACUACGGGAAAAGCUUCGUGGAGAUGGACUCGGCCAAGGAGGCCAAGGCGGACAAGAAAGAGCUGUGUUCCCUACACAAGAGCCUGGAGCAGGAGAAAAGAGACCUGGAAGAUCCCGAGCGCCCCAGACAGAGGAAGAGGAGGAAACCUCGCGUCCUCUUUUCCCAAGCCCAAGUGUACGAACUGGAGAGAAGGUUCAAGCAGCAGAAAUACCUCUCGGCCCCGGAGAGGGACCACCUAGCCAACGUCCUAAAGCUCACCUCCACGCAGGUGAAAAUCUGGUUCCAGAACCGCAGGUACAAAUGCAAAAGGCAGAGACAGGACCAGACGCUGGAAAUGGUGGGGAUCCCUCCCCCGCGGCGGAUCGCCGUGCCCGUGCUGGUGCGCGAUGGGAAGCCCUGCCUGGGGGAAUCCUCGCCCUACAGCUCGCCCUACAAUGUCAGCAUCAACCCCUACAGCUACAACGCCUACCCCGCGUACAGCAACUACAACAGCCCGGCCUGCAACGCCAACUACAGCUGCAGCUACCCCUCCAUGCAGCCCGUGCAGCCCUCGGCGCCCGCCAACAACUUCAUGAACUUCGGCGUGGGGGACUUGAACUCCGUGCAAACGCCCAUCCCGCAGGGCAACGCGGGCAUCUCCACCCUGCACGGCAUCCGAGCCUGGUAG
This is a messenger RNA of Passer domesticus (house sparrow), 1021 nucleotides long. RefSeq names its product NK2 homeobox 5 (gene NKX2-5). Gene Ontology annotation, biological process: regulation of transcription by RNA polymerase II; cell differentiation. The record is from RefSeq and is a predicted model, not a curated record. The transcript is spliced from 2 exons. NCBI's taxonomy places the organism in Eukaryota, Metazoa, Chordata, Aves, Passeriformes, Passeridae. Bases 116 to 1021 code for a protein of 301 amino acids. Gene Ontology annotation, molecular function: DNA-binding transcription factor activity, RNA polymerase II-specific; RNA polymerase II cis-regulatory region sequence-specific DNA binding. Gene Ontology annotation, cellular component: nucleus.